UUAAUUUAAAAUUACUCUCCAACACUGUGAAAUAUUUUCCCCCACCCACACUGAAAAUAAGAUCUUAAAUUUUCUUGGGGGAGGGGGUUGUAUGCUUUCUGUGUCGACAGAUUCUAACCGUUAGCACGUGAAGCGUGUCAAAACAGAAGAUUGCAUUUCUACAGAUGAAGGAGACACAAGAAUCAAAGGUAUGGAGGAAAAACAAUGGUUUUUUUGCGGAGCUAAAGUUGGUGGUGAAUAUAAUGUUGGACAUGUACCAUCUCAAAUCAGCUAUAACGGUGUGUUUAUUAUCCUGAACAAUGUCAGACGCUUGUGGUGGCUGAAUUGGUGAUAUUGAGUUGGAUUUGAAAUUGCAUGUUCUUAUUAUGUGAACUCGUGUCCUCCUGGCAGACCUUGGUAAAGCUGCAUAUAGGAAAGAGAAUGGGCUGGGUGCUCCUCCGGGGCCUUCGAUCUUCAUCAUCUUUGAUAUAUCAUGUGAAAACUGCAAAUGAGCAGCCUUCAUCCAACAGCGAUUCCUGCAAUGUUGAUGGCAGAAGGCAAGCUACAGGAACUGGUGAUACCAUUCCUUCAGCUGCACAAAUGUCAUCAGGAACCCAAGCUGCUUGUUCAGGUGUUACUGCAGGACAUGUUUCUAUGGAUAACAUUGUUAGGAUGGGUCGGCUGUGCAAUAAGGGAUCCCAAAUUAUGUCAGAGACAUCCUAUACUCCUCAAGAUGUGGUAAAUUCAGUAAGCUCAUCCCAGUACUGUUGUAAACCUUCAUGCGAUUCUUCUCCCUUUCCACCAGUAAUGCACCAAGGUCUGCAAUGUUCACAUCCUUCUUAAGUGCCUGAGACAAUGCACGAUUCUCAUGUUAGUGCAAGCUUUCAUGAUGAAUUGCCUGUGUUUGAUCAGCAAACAGCUGCUGGUGGGUCAUAUACCUUUAACGUGUCUAAUGCCUCCAGCACUGAGAUGUUUUCUAAUUCAAUGUUGCUUAUAUGAAGAUGGAACUAAUUUGACUGAAGACCUCCAAUUGGAGGAGGUCCAAGUAUCAGAGAGUAAUGCCGCUAACAAGAAUCCAGUUUCUUAUUGUGCUGAAUCUGCUUUUCCAUGUAGAAGACAGGAAAAUGUGAAUAGUGCUGUAGGUGAUUCUUGUUGGGGUGAUGGUUUACUGAGGGAUACAAGUUAUGAUUCUCAAAGACGCAUGAAUGAUCGUUGGGAAGGAACUGGUAGAGGCGUCCAGUUACCUUUCCCAAAUGUUGCUGCACCUUUGAACAAUGAAGUAUCGUCAGCUGCUGCGGACUUGCAGCUGCUAAGUUCGGGGAAGGAGGAUUAUCUGAGGAUAAUCAUGUAGUGUUGUUUCCUGUGUAUAUGCAACUCUUAGAUGCUGACUUCUCACAUUUGAGUUUCAGUACAUGCAAAUCUGGGACUUAAAAUGCAGUUUCUGCACUGCUAGCACUGACUUCCGCAAAGAGUAACUUGGAAAAGGCUUCUGCAGCAACAAAUGGUCCAUCCCCUCCAUGCAAGGAGAUUAGAAAUUCCGAGCUUCUUGGUGAGUUCCUUCAAGAUUAGCAGCUUGGAUCCAUGUCAGAUACACAUCGAUUAACUGGAGGUGUUGGGAUUCAUAAGUUUUUAUUUUCACCACCAGAGUUAAUGAGAGAAAGCAUUCAUGAAGUACCCCAUGGGCACGAAUACACCCAUCCAACAUCCAUACCUGAUUCUGAUUCUAAGAACACCCAAGAACUGGGUUUUCCCUUGGGUGUUAGGAGAUACAUUCAAAGGCUAAGAACCUUUCUUCUCUUCAUAUGGAUUUUUCCUUUUCUAUUCACAGUUUCAUUGCUUGCUCUUGGAACCAAUCUUGCACCUCAUGCUAACAAUGAAGAUGAAAUUUAUGAUGCCUGUAUAUUAUAUGUGGAGAUUUAUUGUUGUUUUUUUUUUUAUGGUUUACUUCUAUUUCAUAGUACUCUUUGAUUUCAAAUGGUUAAAGAAUAGUGAUGCCCCUGUGGUUGUAAUUUUUUUCUUGCAGUUCAAAUUUUUCUAUCAUCAGCUGUUAGACAAUGUGGUUUAUGGAGACAUCAUUAUCCAUCUUCAUCUUUUGCUAUUCUAGAUGCUGGCUGUUAAUUUACUUUUACUGAACCUUGAAUUGCUGUAUUUUAGGAAACAUGGAGUGUUAGACCCUAAAGGUGGACAUCCUGUUGCAGCAAGCAAGUUCAACAAGGACACCGAUGGAUUUUGUUGGCAUUAACUAUUCAAUCUUCAAGAUACUCUGAGUAUGCCAAGUCCUCUUUCAUUGGAACCCUAUCAAGGUCAAGUUUUGGUAGUACAGUAUCAUCAGCUAGCAAUCCAGCCAUCUCCCAGUCAGAGGUUCUGAGUCGGGGUGUUUUUUCUCUAUCCAUGUGAUGUUCACCAACACUGCCUGGUGUCACUCUUGCCCCACAACCUGCACUUUCCCAGCAUCUUUCGGCAAAUUUGUCGUCUCAACCUGCUGUUUCCUUGGAAAACCUGACCAAUUUGACUGGCUAUCCUGCUAUGGCUCAGAACCAUGCUCGUUAUACAUCUGCUUUUCGUCAAGCAUAUCAAGAUAACAUCGUGUUCCAUCAUUCCUUGUCAAGCAUGGGCUACAGCCACCCACAAUACAAAACAGAUGCUUCCAGGAGAAAUUUGCCCUUGUCUGAUGUGAACAUUUCUGGUUAUGGAGGUUUUGGGAGCACUGCCAACUUUCCUGGAACCAUUUUGCAAGCUGCUGCCCCCACUGGUUCUGCAGGUGGCCAUGAUAUUUUGCUUUCUCAGCAUCAAGAGAAAUGAUUUCACCAUUCAUCAGAAUGAUGGCUCUUCAAGAAUGAUGUUCACUCUCCCAGACAACGGAUAUUUCAGUUUGCCAGGACAGAGUCAACUGUUUUCUGGACAUCCAAAAGGUCAGCAGCAGCAGCAGCUGUCACAGGAUUGAUUAUAGGUCCUUAUCGCACACAAAUAAUUAUAAACAAGGUCAGCAGCUCUCACAGGAUUAUGGUGCUCUAUUUCAUUCAAAUGCUUAUCAUCUCAAGCCGGAAUUCCAUCAGAACCACACCAAAGCCUUAGUGAUCUUAGUUUUAGUGGUUCUAGAGGGCCAGUACCCAAGCGAUAACAACGCUGGCAGCAGAGCUACUAAUGGUUAUAGGUUAUCAUAUAAUUAAUUACCCCACUUUGUCUGAACAGCUGCUGAUGGGUUUCUGUAGCUCUUCUUUUCAGCGAGUGAAAAAGUGGCAAAUUAGGUUUGUUUUGCAGUAAAAAGUUAGUUGAUUUUGAGGGCCCGGAUCCGUCCAAUGUGUACAUGCUUCAACUAGCUUUGUCCAAUGCCGCCAUAUCGUAUUUUACCUAAUUUACUGGGGCAUAUGUCUGACUUUUGAGAUGUGGCUUGCUAAUGCGAAUCCCCUCAAUACGAAAGUCAAGAGAAAUUAUUUAGCCUUUUACCAAACAUGCUGGCACCGUUUUUUUAAUGGGGUUUCUUACUAAUGGUUCCCUUGAAACUGACAUGGAAAUCUUCGGGUGGGUAUCUUAUGGUUAAUCUAUGACUUCCUGAAUGAUUUCACGUCAGCUUGAUGUUUAUGUGAGAAACGGACAUUUGCCCGGGCAAAUGUCGUGAAGGCAAUGCCAGUUGGGAGGUAGGCAGGGUGAAGAACGCAUAUAAAGUAUAAACUACUUAAUUACAAGGUUGGUGCCACUUAACCUUGUCCUAAUUCUGAUCAUUCUUUUGGCUUCAUGCAAUAAAUUUAUUCGCGCAAAAUCGGCUACUUAAACCCAGACACCGAGCACAGUUGUGUAUUCUUUUGUUUAUGAAUACUGAAAGAAUUAUGGAACGAAACCAAGAAUCGGAGAAGGGUCAUGAACACAGACCGAACAUGGAGGCCAUCCUUAUGGCUUCAAAGUUGCCGAAGGCAGUGCCGCCUAUUUCUUCGGCACGCGGGGGUGAAACUAUCAGGCGUCCUCGUGGAAGACCAGCUGGCUCCAAAAAUAAGCCAAAACCUCCUAUUAUUGUUACUCGAGAUAGUGCUAACGCACUCCGAGCCCAUGCAAUGGAGGUGAGCUCCGGAUGUGAUGUGUGUGAGAGUUUAGCAAACUUUGCAAGAAGGAAGCAGCGUGGAAUAUCAGUGCUUAGUGGGAGCGGUUGUGUAACCAAUGUGACCCUAAGACAACCAGCCUCGUCGGGGGCCAUCGUGACCCUUCAUGGGCGGUUUGAGAUACUCUCACUACUUGGAUCUGUCCUGCCCCCACCUGCUCCACAGGGGAUCACGGGACUGACCAUCUACCUGGCAGGGGCUCAAGGGCAGGUUGUGGGUGGAGGUGUGGUGGGUGCCCUCAUUGCUUCAGGGCCUGUUGUGAUCAUGGCUGCAUCUUUCAUGAACGCGUCUUUUGAUCGUUUGCCGUUGGAUGAGGAUGGAAUCACUGCUGCUGUGCAGAAUCAGCAUUACGAAAACGGUCCUCGUCACCACCUCGAUAUCCCGAAUUUGUACGGAAUGCCGCAGAAAUUGCUCACCAAUGGUGCCGUGACCCCCGAGAUUUACUCUUGGGCACCAGGGCGAACCACGUCAAAAUCCUAAUUAGCAGCAAGUCUUCUAGCCCCUCAUAUUAGCAAAUCCUAAUAUUCUUCGAUGUUGUGUCAUUUCACUAAUGUGUUCAGGCUUCCUUGUAAAAGCACUUCUCUGUUCUGCUUGGCAUGAACUCUUAUUUUUCCAUCAGUCUAGAGUUACUU
This is a messenger RNA of Populus euphratica (Euphrates poplar), 4705 nucleotides long. RefSeq names its product putative DNA-binding protein ESCAROLA. The record is from RefSeq and is a predicted model, not a curated record. Gene Ontology annotation, molecular function: DNA-binding transcription factor activity; minor groove of adenine-thymine-rich DNA binding. Gene Ontology annotation, biological process: vegetative to reproductive phase transition of meristem. Gene Ontology annotation, cellular component: nucleus. NCBI's taxonomy places the organism in Eukaryota, Viridiplantae, Streptophyta, Magnoliopsida, Malpighiales, Salicaceae. The transcript has 8 exons. The coding region runs from base 3789 to 4553 and encodes 254 amino acids.